AUGAUGCCAGAUCAUGGAGAAAAGCCGUGGCUUUUUGAUUUUCGUUCCUCGGAGAGAUUCCUGGUUGUAGUUGUGUCUAUUGCGAUUUUCACUGAUUCUUUUAUAUAUGGAAUGAUUGUUCCUAUCAUUCCAAUCGCUUUGGUUGAUCGACUAGGCGAACGGCCUGAAGAUGCACAAUAUCUAGUCUCAGUACUACUAGCAGUCUACGGCGCAACACUACUAAUUGGAUCCCCCCUGUUCGGAUAUUUCGCGGAUCAAUCCAAACUUCGCAGAAUCCCAUUUAUCCUCGGCCUCAUUGCACUAGGAACAUCCACACUCCUCUUUACUUUUGCGCGAACUUUCCCCGCUCUCGUCAUUGCUCGCGGUCUCCAGGGGCUAUCCGCCGCAGCGGUGUGGGUCGUCGGCCUCGCCAUCGUAGCGGAUAGUGUACCGAGUGAGCGUGUCGGCGCGGCUAUGGGACAAACCACUAUUGGACUAACGUGGGGGUUUGUACUUGGUCCUAUGGUGGGAGGGUAUAUUUAUGAGCAUUUAGGAUGGUAUGGGACGUUUACGGUGCCGGCCGCUUUGGUAGUUGUUGAUAUUGCAUUGCGGUUUGUUAUGAUUGAAGCUCCGAAAAAUAACCAGCCUGAUAAGGCAGAGCAGAACUUGCAUUCAGAGCAUUCGCCGCCUGGAUUCAAUUCAUAUGACACUUUCAACGACGAAGGCAUUCAUGCUCCCGCCUAUUCUACUUCAACUUCAUCUCGGAACCAAGAAAAUGAAGCCGCUCCUCUUUUACAUCCCUCUCCUUUCCCCGAACAUGACCAAGACCCGGAUCGCAAAGUGCAAAGGGCUACAAUCUUCCAUCUUUUACUCUCUUUCCGCAUGCCAUUCGCACUACUAGCAACAUUAACCAUGGCAACUAUCUUCUCAUCCCUAGAAACAACCCUCCCCCUAUUCACAAUGCAAACAUUCAACUGGGGCUCCACCGGCGCAGGCCUAAUCUUCCUCGCCGUCUCAAUCCCAACAUUCGGCGGCGUAUUCAUCGGCGACGCAAUCCAUCGCAUCGGCGUCCGUAUCCUAGGCUCAACAGCCUUCGCAACAGGAUGCAUUUCCUGGAUCCUAAUGCGAUUUGUAACGACCAACAGCAUAGAACAUAUAGUUCUCCUCAUCAUCCUGUUACUUUUCCUCGGAUUGGCCAUUGCAACGAUCGAAAUUGCUGCAAUGACAGAGGUAGCAGGGAUUAUUGAUGAUUAUGAAGCUGCGCACCCUGGUGCGUUUGGGGGUAAGAGUCCCGUUGCGCAGGGCUAUGCUAUGUUUAAUAUGGCGUUCGCGGGUGGUCAACUUAUUGGGCCGCUUAUAGCUGCUGCUCUGAGGGUUAAUGCGGGGUGGGGUACUAUGACUUUGGUACUUGGGGUUAUUUGUGGUGUUGUUGCUAUUCCUGUUGGGCUUUUUAUUGGGCCACGGCCGGCUCGGGAAGGCGAGUCUGAA
Molecule: messenger RNA, 1467 nt
Organism: Penicillium angulare
Lineage: Eukaryota; Fungi; Ascomycota; Eurotiomycetes; Eurotiales; Aspergillaceae
Product: MFS transporter
Exons: 7
Biological process (GO): transmembrane transport
Molecular function (GO): transmembrane transporter activity
Source: RefSeq, a predicted model, not a curated record